AUGUCGACGACAAAGUCGACACCCAAAGCACAAGCCGACCGGCUUACGCUAAUAGAGGAGGAAAUGCUGUUCCUCAAAGAAGUCCCUUACACCCUCCGCUUCCUGGAAGCACGGGUGACCGAAUUGAGUGAUAAAGUCGUAGGAAUCGACGCAAUGGGCAACCGCCUGGAUGGGUUGCCAAUCGCAGAAUUGAUGUUUCGAGUGACCUCGCUCGAAGAAAGAGUUGCUCCUACGAGCAGCCCAAAACCAUCUGGUAGUCCGGAUAGCUCUGUCGCGCACAAGGAGGGACGUGGCGAAGAGUUCGACGUGCUACAAAAUACAAUGAUGAGCUUGUUCAAUGGACUAGCUGAUGAGUUCAGAACAACAAUCGAUGACAUUCAAGAAAGGAUGGCCUCCAUGGGCACUCGAAUUGAAGUGACCAUGAAAGCUGUGGAGAACGUCACGGCUGGACAAACAAAUACAGGGUCCAGCAAACUAAGAUUCCCAGAUCCUAGAGCCUUUAAAGGGAAUCGGGACGCCAAAGAGUUAGAAAACUUCAUCUUUGAUGUUGAACAGUACUUCAAAGCCACAACGGCUUGUACUGACGACAAGAAGGUGACCGUAGCCUCGAUGUAUCUCACAGACGACGCCAAACUGUGGUGGCGUACGAAGGUGCAAGACAUCGAGGAUGGAUUGUGCACCAUUGACUCGUGGGAGGACCUUAAGAAAGAGUUGAGGGACCAGUUCCUCCCCGAAAAUGCAGGACAUUUAGCAAUGGAAAAGCUAGUAGCCCUGAAACACACUGGAGGCAUACGAGACUAUGUCAGACAGUUCUCAACCCUGAUGCUCGAUAUCAGGGGCACAUCAGAGAAGGACAAGGUGUUCUUCUUUAUAAAUGGGUUACAACCGUGGGCCAAAACAAAGCUACACGAGAACAAGGUCCAAACCCUAGCCGCCGCAAUGGCCUGUGUCGAGAGACUCCUAGACUAUGGGAACGAAGCGGGAUCCCAAAGGAGAAUAACACCAGCCCCAAACACUGGUGGCAAGCCAUACAAACCACCAAGUCAUCGAAAUGGAAGCCCCAACAGGCCGAACGGAGGUAACGACAGACCAAGCGGAUGGACGGAUAGACCUCCACAGAAUAACCAAGCAGGGACAUCUCGAGAACCUUACCAUCAAAGGAACCACCCGACGACGCCGUUACAAUGCAUGCUCUGUAAAGGUCCCCACAAGGUAUCUUACUGUCCUCAUCGGGUCUCUCUCACUGCGCUCCAAGUGUCCAUUCAAGAGAGCAAUGACGCAAGGGUUGAGACUAUGCUUGACAAGAAGGAAGAUCAAGACAAUCCCCGAAUGGGCGCACUUAAAUUCUUGUCAGCUCUCCAACGAAAGGUCGAACCGAAGGAGAUAGUAGAGAAAGGACUCAUGUUCGUAGAUGCGACAAUAAAUUUCCAACCGAAUAGGAGCACUCUGAUAGAUUCAGGAGCGACCCACAACUUUAUCGCUGAUCAAGAAGCCCGAAGAUUAGGACUCACUAUAGGAAGGGACCCGGGAAAAAUGAAAGCUAUCAACUCUGAGGCCUUGCCUAUUGUGGGAGUUUCCAAAAGAGUCCCCUUUAAAAUAGGGGAUUGGACAGGAGAGCUAGAUCUUGUCGUAGCUCGCAUGGACGACUUUGACGUGGUACUUGGGAUGGAGUUCCUCCUAGAACACAAAGUUAUCCCAAUGCCGCUGGCAAAGUGCUUAGUGAUCACCGACCGCAACCCCACAGUAAUACCUGCAAGCAUCAAGCAACCAGGUAAUCUUCGAAUGAUCUCGGCCAUACAAUUGAAAAGGGGACUCGCACGAGAGGAACCUACAUUUAUCGCCAUACCAUUGAUGGAAGUAACAACCACCGAAGAAACUGUCCCAAAUGAAAUCAAUGAGGUACUAAACGACUAUGCCGACAUAAUGCCAGAGAGCUUACCCCAAACAUUACCACCUCGUCGAGGCAUUGAUCACGAAAUCGAACUCAUCCCCGGAGUUAAACCGCCAGCGAAGAACGCAUACUGGAUGGCUCCGCCCGAGCUAGCCGAAUUAAGGAAACAACUGGAUGAGUUGCUGAAGGCGGGAUUCAUCCGCCCGGCAAAGGCACCAUAUGGAGCCCCCGUACUGUUCCAGAAGAAGAAGGAUGGGACGUUGCGUCUGUGUAUAGACUACAGAGCCUUAAACAAGGUGACG
Messenger RNA from Cucurbita maxima (winter squash), 2193 nucleotides. RefSeq lists its product as uncharacterized. NCBI's taxonomy places the organism in Eukaryota, Viridiplantae, Streptophyta, Magnoliopsida, Cucurbitales, Cucurbitaceae. The annotation marks the transcript as partial. The transcript has a single exon. The record is from RefSeq and is a predicted model, not a curated record.